UAAGCACCCUUUCUUCUCCAAACAACCCAAAAGCCAAAAACCAGAGCUUUCAAAUUUCCCAUCUUCCUCCAGCCAUGGAUGCCGCAGGAUCCCGUCGGCUUCACCUAGCAAUCCUCCCAACCCCGGGCAUGGGCCAUCUCUUUCCCCUCGCCGAACUAUCCAAACUUCUCGUCCAACGCCACAACUUCACCGUCACCUUCAUCACCUUCGCCGUCGCCGACAACAAAGCCACCCAAACCUUCCUCUCCACCCUCCCCUCCAGCAUCACCUCCAUCUCCCUCCCCUCCGUCCCCCUCGACGAUGUCCCGUCUGACGCCACCAUCGAAACCCGAAUGUCCAUAGUCUCCAUCCGCUCCCUACCCGCUCUCCGCUCCGUCCUCCUAGACCUCCAAUCCUCCACCAAUCUCGUCGCUUUCCUCGCCGACUUCUUUGCCACCGACGGCUUCCAAAUUGCCCGCGAUCUAGGCAUCCUUUACUACAUGUUCAUCCCCACAAACCUCCAGUUCCUCACCCUCAUGCUUCAGCUCCCUGCUCUUGACGCCGCCGUCACGGGUCCCUAUCAAGACCUCAAAGAACCAAUCAAACUCCCAGGAUGCGUUCCAAUUCCAGGACCCGAGAUUGUUACUCCGUUACUAGAUCGUUCAAACGACGCCUACAAAUGGAUGCUCCAUCACGCGGCUCUUUAUCGGCAGGCGCAAGGGAUUUUAGUCAAUAGUUUUUCUGCGAUAGAGCCCGGUGCGGCGAAGUUGCUUACUGAGGAGCAGGAGGGUCGGCCGCCGGUUUACCCGGUCGGGCCGAUGAUAAAGGCGAGUUCGGCCAGCGGAGCUUCGCCAUGCUUGAAGUGGCUUGACGAGCAGCCACAGGGGUCUGUUCUAUUCGUUUCGUUUGGAAGCGGGGGGACCCUUACGAAGAGGCAGCUCAAGGAGCUUGCCCUGGGACUUGAAGCCAGCAAGCAAAGAUUCCUCCUUGUAUUGCGAAGUCCUAGCGAUGAGGACUCCUCCUCGACUUACUUUACCGCGCAAACGAAAGAGAAUCCACUGGUUUACUUACCAGAGGGUUUUCUAGAACGAACGCAAGGCGUGGGCUUUGUUGUGCCGUCAUGGGCGCCGCAGAUCGAGGUGCUCGCGCACUCAUCAACCGGCGGGUUUCUAUCGCACUGUGGAUGGAACUCGACGCUGGAGAGUGUGACGCACGGCGUGCCGAUGAUUGCUUGGCCGUUGUUCGCUGAACAGGCAAUGAAUGCGGUGAUGUUGGUUGAGGCUGUGAAAAUCGCGAUUCGGCCGAAGAAAGGGGACGAUGGCUUGAUUGAUAGUGAGGAGAUUUCGAGGGUGGUGAAGGAGUUGAUGGAAGGGGAGGAAGGGAAGGUUUUGAGGAAUAGGGUGAAGGAAUUGAAGGAGGCGACGGCGGUGGCGGUGGCAGAAGGAGGGUCGUCGUAUAAGGCGCUUAAUGAAGUUGCCGAUAAGUGGAAGAGCUUUGCACUGUAGUCAAUGGUUAUGUUCUAUAUAUAGUUAAUAUAUAUCUGUUCAAAAUAUUUACAGCA
Molecule: messenger RNA, 1540 nt
Organism: Dendrobium catenatum
Lineage: Eukaryota; Viridiplantae; Streptophyta; Magnoliopsida; Asparagales; Orchidaceae
Product: hydroquinone glucosyltransferase
Exons: 1
Coding region: 75-1484 (469 amino acids)
Molecular function (GO): UDP-glycosyltransferase activity
Source: RefSeq, a predicted model, not a curated record